AUGCACGAGGCGCCCAAAACGCUGUCACCAGCAGGUCAGGGCAGACAGUAUGAUGGCAGUAGGCCACCGAAGCGUGACCAGUGCUAUCCAAUUUUACGUUCCAAUCCAGUUUUGCAACGCAUACCGUUCCAUGCUCGUAUUCCCUUUCGUAAGAGCAUACAGGUUCCAGUAGAGGAAAGCUUCGAUGUCGAUCAGGAAGCCAGGGCGUUUAAACGCGCCAAAAAGACAGGACAGUACGUAUCCGGUAAAGUCAUUGUGACUCAUGGUGUUUACAAUAAGCGCGGCGUCGCGCGGAAGGUCUUUCCGCUCCCCCGGGGUGUGUCGUAUAACGAGCUGAAGCGACCACGACCGUUCAAACUGCCAUACUUUAUUUACAGGGAGCUCUUCGAUAUUGAAGGGCUUCCCAGGCCCGCAGAAGAAGAGAUCUCGGACUCUGAUUCGGAACAGCCAGCCGCUGAACCGCCUAAAGUUCAGCCCUGGAAGGUCAUGCGUCGUAACGCCUACGUCAAGUUGAACCCUCCCCCAAAGGCACGCGACAUGGCUAUGUGCGUUUGUGAGCCGGGGUUUUGCGACGAGGACUGCCUGAAUCGUGCUUCUUUCAUCGAGUGUGAUCCCACUUGCUGCCCUUCGGGCCUGCGGGACUGCAGCAAUCGGGCCAUCCAGGAGCUUACGGCCAAGCUGGCCGUACAUCCAGAAUCCAUCGGAAUCAAAAUUGUAUCUGCAGGCUCAAAGGGCCAUGGUCUGUUUGCAACACGAGAUUUCGCUCCACACGAGCUAAUUCUUGAGUACACCGGCGACGUGAUCGACAGCUCCGAAAUGGAGCGGCGGCUUGUAAACGAUUACCGUGGAUCCGACAGGUUUUACUGCUUGAGUUUAGGACAAGGACUCGCAAUUGAUAGCGGAAGACGUGGCUCUGAAGCCCGGUUUGUUAAUCAUUCUUGCAAUCCCAACUCGGAAAUGCAAAAAUGGUUCGUGAAAGGUGUUCCUCGCGUAGGGUUAUUUGCCGGCGAAAGAGGUGUUUCUGCUGGAACAGAGUUUACUUAUGACUACAAUUUCGAUGUGUUUACAGGUGCAAUGGCUCAAAAAUGUUACUGCGGUGAGCUCACUUGCCGAGGUAUCAUUGGCAAGCGUCCGCCUAAAUCCAACAGUAGUGGGCAACUAAUUAAUGAAGCGACUACUGCGUUUAUACCUGUGGAAACAAAUGGUGAAAAUCCACCUGUGAGGGUGAGAAUUGUCCUGAACAAAUCCAAGCCUGUUACACCAGGUGCCGUGGUUCCUCUGAAGCGCUCUCUUCGCAGACAGCAAGCGGUAAUGGAAACAGAAGCAGAAGCAGAAGCGGAAGCAGAAGCAGUCUCAAAUCGGAGAGGUCACACUCUAAGCAGUCUGUUGAACCCUCCUGUGUCGCCGAUUGUUCGGGAAUUGAGAAGGCUCUCUAAACCUCGAUAUCGUGAGUCAGUGAGUAGCGACGACGACGAAACUGAAACGGGCAACUUGCCCAACAGAUCCUUUACUGAGAGUCCUCCGGCCGUUUCGGAUGCCCUUCCAAAUGGCGAACAAGAAGAUACCAGCAUGAAGGAUGUGACCGUGAGUAUCACCUCCGAGCCAUCAGCAAUUGCUGAAGCCCUAGUGGACCCUAAGACACCAGCAAAGGACCAAGAAAAAGCAAUUAGUCCUGAUGCUGUUGGCCCCAGCACAGAGGUACCUCUUUUGGUGCCCAGUCCCAUGGGCAUGGUCUGGCAGAUGUUCCGUGUCACACCAAUCAAUAAACCUGUGGACUCCAGCCGAACGAAUAUGCUCCAAGGAAUCUCUCUUUCUUCUCCGGCACUCAACUCGCCGGCUGUUAUGGGCAUUUCCGCAAAUAUUUCUGGAGUCACAGCUACUCCGACUCCUUCUACUUCAAAGGUCACAGCGUCUAAUUUCUCGCCAGCGCCCAGUAGCAGUUCCAACCCAUCUUCAAGAUCUCCCACAGAAGAGGGUACUACCGAUACGCCAAAAGCGAGAUCCACUCGGUCCAAAGGAGCCCAAGCCAGCUCACGUCGAACAUCACGCAGUCGGCAAAAUAAGAGCUCGACCAGACGCCUUUCCAGGCCAAUAUCCCCUGCCAUUAGCGCUAGCCGGCCUAGCUUAAUGAAUGGGAACAUCACUAGUUUCUCAAUUGGAAGCCAUCAGCCUGGAGCUGAUCGAUCAACCUGGAAUGCCGAACCCGGCAUGGCUCACCGGCCCGAGUAUGUUUCGAACAUUGUGGCCACUUCGACGCCUCCCCCGGACAGAAGCCAAACUAUGCCCUCAUAUCCUCAAGUUCCACCGAUGCCUGUAUACAUGCGGCAAUCCCCAUAUCCUGUGUAUUCUCCAGUCCAUCCUGUCGGUCCCCCGGACGUCUCACAUGGCAUGAAUUUGCCCAAGGCGCCUAAUCCAAUGGUUAUGGGAUCGCCACCCCUACAGUACUACCCUACCAUCCAUGUACCUAAUGAUGGGAUGGGGCCACUUCAGACGCCACCUGUGGUUAUGCCCCGCCAUGGUCCACAAUGA
Messenger RNA from Wickerhamiella sorbophila, 2529 nucleotides. Its product is annotated as Histone-lysine N-methyltransferase ASH1L. NCBI's taxonomy places the organism in Eukaryota, Fungi, Ascomycota, Dipodascomycetes, Dipodascales, Trichomonascaceae. Gene Ontology annotation, biological process: regulation of DNA-templated transcription. The transcript has a single exon. The record is from RefSeq and is a predicted model, not a curated record. Gene Ontology annotation, cellular component: chromatin; nucleus. Bases 1 to 2529 code for a protein of 842 amino acids. Gene Ontology annotation, molecular function: histone H3K36 methyltransferase activity; protein binding.